Scophthalmus maximus (turbot) is the source of this 3025-nucleotide messenger RNA. RefSeq lists its product as uncharacterized. Gene Ontology annotation, molecular function: metal ion binding; mRNA binding. The transcript is spliced from 2 exons. NCBI's taxonomy places the organism in Eukaryota, Metazoa, Chordata, Actinopteri, Pleuronectiformes, Scophthalmidae. Bases 155 to 1504 code for a protein of 449 amino acids. The record is from RefSeq and is a predicted model, not a curated record.
GUUUUUCGGGGGGGAGUGGGACCUCUGGGCCCUGGUUGACGCUCAGGCGCGUGGGCGUGGCUUAGCGGCGCUGUUCAGGUUUUAAACCCACACGUGGUCCGCGUCUUGGGCUUGUUUGGCACCGCCGACUCCGCUGGAAACUUCUGAGCGACUCAUGCCAGGGAGCCUGUCGCCGCGGGGGGGACAGACGGGACCGUGCGAGGCUUCGUGGACACCCAGCGAAAUGCCUUCUUACCCCAAACUCAACCAGUUCGCCGACCUGGAGGAGAUGAUGUGCAAGUUACUGAGUCUCGACCUCAGGGAGUCCAAUGGACCGCUACCACCCCUCAGUCUAGCAAUGAAAACACCGGGAUACAUCGGUCAGCCGGGUUGCAACCCGUCAUUUUCCCCCUCGUCACUCUCCAGCCUUCCCACUGAUCCUUCAGAAAGCGUAUUUCUGACCUCCAGCCAAUGGGGGCAGCAGUCAGAAAGCCCAAUGUCCUCCCAGCUUGCCAAUUCCUCCCAGUGGGGGAAAUCAGGCUUCCUUGCCCAGCGCUCUGUCAGCAUGGUAGAGACCAGCAGCACCACCGCAGCAAGUCUAGGCUGGCCCGGCACUGACAUGAAGCACUCUCAAAGUGACAGCCUCACCGCACUGAACAUUAGCCCCUCCCCCUCCAAUUCACCUCUUUCCUCAUCCUCGUCACGCUACAAGACUGAACUGUGUCGAUCUUUUAACGAGAACGGGUUGUGCAAGUAUGGUGGGAAGUGCCAGUUUGCCCACGGGCUAGAUGAGCUGCGGGAUCUCAGCAGACACCCAAAAUACAAAACUGAGCCAUGUCGCACAUUUCACACCAUCGGCUUCUGCCCCUACGGGAUCCGCUGCCACUUUGUCCACAACAACGAGGAAGAGAUGAAGCACUCCCUCUCUCGCUCCUCAUCCUCUUCCUCCUCCUCAAGCAUUCCCCACCAGCCCCUUUGCUCCUCCCGCACGCGCAGACCCCCUCUUGUCAGACAGAGCUUCAGCUUUGCUGGGUUUCCCUCUGAUCCCCAGCAAGCCCUUCAGCAUGCCCUCACAGCUCAUCUUCCUCCUGCCACUGCCUCUUUCACACCUGUGCCCGCAACCCCGCCUACUCCCUGCGCCGAUAUUACUGACUUCCUCUCUCAUGCCUUCCUGGAGAUGGACUCUGCCUUCGAGGCCUUCCCUGGCCACAAGUACCAACACCUUGUUGGCCAGGCUAUUACAGCAGAUCCCAGGUCUCCAUUCUUGCCAUCCCCAGACUCUGGCUGCUCCCCCUGUGGGCCCUCUCCAACUGGCUCGCCUUCCCUGAGGCAGAGUCCCAGCGCCACUGGGAUCUUCCCCCAGCCGCUGGGUGCCCGAUCCCUGUCCUACACCUCUCUGUCAGACCACGACCAAGAUGGGAGCAGCAGCUCGACGAGCUCCCUCAGUGGCUCUGAGCCCUGCGGAGGCACUAACGAAGGCAACGCCAGACGUCUGGCAGUGUUCAGUCAGCUCUCUGUCCCCUAGGAUGCUGCUGGGGUCUGCCUUUAGGAUGCGGUGUGCUAGGACGCAGACGGACAUGGUUACAUACAUUCAGACGCAGACCCGAGAUACAGAGACACAACACAUGCAGCACACACACAAACCAAUGCUCAAGCACAAACAAUGAGGAUAAAUUCUACACACAAACAUACAUUCACCUCUCACACACAAACCACUGGACCGACACCUCAGACGUCCUUUGCACCGCUGUGCCAUCAAAGGAAACAAAGACUUGAACAAAUGACAGAACACUGACACAGAUUAAUUGGCCUGUUAGAUUUUUAGGGGCUGAAACGCUGCAGUCAAGUGUUUAAAGGAAGCCACAGUGAUACUGAUAAUAGAAUGUGUGUUCCCACCAAAUCGGGAGUACAUAUCAAGACAGACGUCUAAUAUACUUGGACGUGUUUGAUGCUUUAUCAGAAUGGUAUGUUGAGAAGGCAGAUGGCGAGCGCGGUAAUGUAAUCAGUGUGAUUGUCCCCAGUGCCUUCUGUCGUAUAGACCAAUUCAUAUUUACAUGUCGUCAGCCUCUUCCAAGUGACAUGCAGAACGUGAUAAAGCCAAAGACGUGUUUGUAGCUCAAACUUUUUUUUUUUUAUUAUGGUGGGGUAGACACACGACGUGGCCCGUGUUCAGGAGUUGUUUUUCCAUUGACCGUACACAGUAUCUUGGUGAUAAGCCGGUGAUUUUCUUUUUCCCCUCCUAACCAUACGGUGUGAGGUUAUGUUUAAAUCACUGGCCUUGCACCUGAAUGUUAAGUUUUUAAACAGCUGAAGUGCCUGUCGUGUUAUUUAACAGGUAAUGUUAGGUGUUGAAUCAAGAUUUGCUGGGCUGUUUUUUAAUUUUUUCUAAUUCUUCUUUUUGACACAUAAGCUAGUGUGAGUUCAGGUCUCUUUUGUUGUUAAGAUUACUACAAGUGUUGAUCUUCUGUCUCUUGUGCCUUGUUGACAAACUGCCACCAGUGAGUACAAGUACAAGAGGAUGAAGAGGGACCCUUCAACAAAAGCCAAGCAGGCUUGAUCAUACGUUUUUUUUUCACAUCUCAUGUUCAUGACAUAUCGUUAUCUGUUACUUGCCAACAGGAAAAAAACAGGACGGGAUUUUAUUGGCUUUUGGUAAGUGAUGGCAGGCAUAGAAAGAAACCCAUCUACACUGGGAGUCAAAGAUGGACAAAAACCUUAAAUGAUAUGCCAUCACAUUAUUUUGCAUCUCGUUUUGUGUAAUCUGACAUGAUGCGAGUAUAGCUUUGGUUUCAAGGUACUCUGCUCAGAUGUAAAGUUUAAUCAAGUCAAAUUAAAUGGCUGCUUUGUGAAAGUCCGUUUUUUUACCUCUGGCAAGUUUCCUUAAAAAGCAUUUUGUAGUGCUGAAUAUGUAUUUUAGACGACCUUAAACACAAACAUUCCCCGGAGUGGGAUUUCUUCUUUCCUCCAUUGUCCACAGGCAGCACUGGUGUUACAUGUUUGAUUCAUGUUUUUGUGGCCACCAUCUUGCAUCUCUCCGUCAUCUCUG